Nematocida minor is the source of this 453-nucleotide messenger RNA. Its product is annotated as large subunit ribosomal protein L21e. Gene Ontology annotation, cellular component: ribosome; cytosolic large ribosomal subunit. NCBI's taxonomy places the organism in Eukaryota, Fungi, Microsporidia. Gene Ontology annotation, molecular function: structural constituent of ribosome. Gene Ontology annotation, biological process: translation. The coding region runs from base 1 to 453 and encodes 150 amino acids. The transcript has a single exon. The record is from RefSeq and is a predicted model, not a curated record.
AUGAGAAGCAAAGGAUACAGAUCUAACACCAGAAGUACUUUCAAGAAAGAGUACAACCAGCAGAGAAUACCGCAGACAACCACCAUUCUUAACCAGUACAAAAGAGGAGACUAUGUUGACAUAAACGUUGACUCUGCCAUCCACAAGGGAAUGCCCCACAAGACUUUCAUUGGAAAGACAGGAAGAGUGUACGCAGUCUUCAAGACCUCUGUGGGAAUUGCCCUGACAAAGAGAAUUGGAAACAGAAUGCACGUCAAGCAGGUCAUUACAAGAAUAGAGCACGUGAGACCCAGCAACUGCCAGAAAGAAAAGAUCGCAAGAGACAACUACAGAGAAGAGCACGGCGUAGCUCCACCAAAGCCUCUUCCAGAAGGCCCCAGACAGGCAUUUACUCUUUCGCUAGAGGAGAACACUCCAGUUGUGCUAAAGCCAAACACUCACUAUGCUAUGUAA